Messenger RNA from Psammomys obesus (fat sand rat), 1593 nucleotides. It is a transcript of the gene Scml2, whose product is annotated as Scm polycomb group protein like 2. Gene Ontology annotation, biological process: regulation of DNA-templated transcription. Lineage: Eukaryota; Metazoa; Chordata; Mammalia; Rodentia; Muridae. Gene Ontology annotation, cellular component: nucleus. The record is from RefSeq and is a predicted model, not a curated record.
AUGCGUGUGCCUGAAGCCUACAGCAGCGAACUCACCAAAAGCCCCAGGAGUGAAGCAAGCUCAGCCCUGUUAGAGCUCUGUCUGGAGCAGGACGCCAUGUGUCACUUCUCUGUCAGUCCGAGGUGCAGCUGCCCAAAUGCCUACACACACAGAUGGGUGACUCCCUAUGUCACGAAUUAUUUUCACUGGGGCAAGUAUUUGAAAGAGACUGGAUCUGAAAGAGCUCCUUCAGAUUUCAGACAGUCUAAGACGCCACCAACCAAUGAAUUUCAAGUUGGUAUGAAAUUGGAAGCCCAUGACCCUCACAAUAUGGUGUCAGUGUGUGUUGCUUCUGUUACUGGAAUUACUGGAGCCGGAUUAUGUUUACGACUGGAUGGUGCUGACAGUAAGAAUGAUUUUUGGAGAUUGUUGGUUGAUUCUUCAGACAUAUGGCCUAUUGGAACAUGUGAACAAAAAAGAGAAUUACUUCAGCCUCCACUGGGGUACAGAAUGAAUGUUUCAUCAUGGCCUGUGUUCUUAUUAUGGACACUAACUAGAUCUGAACCGACACCUGCAGUGUUCUUUAAGAAGGAAUCCCCAUCACCACCCCUAAAUAAUUUUAAAGUUGGGAUGGAGAUUGAAGCUGUUGGUAAAAAAAAUCCAUUUAUGAUCUGUCCUGCCACAAUUGGAGCUGUCAAAGGAGAUACAAGGCAUAUUACUUUUGAUGGAUAGAGUAGAAUAUUUGAUUAUUGGUACAGAUAUGACCCCUGGGACAUUUUCCCAGUUGGAUGGUGUUACCUCACAGGAGAUGUAUUGCAGCCACCAGGAAAAAUUGGUAAGCUAAUGUCUAAUGCUGCAAAAACAAAGUCUUCCACCUCCAAAGAGGCUAAAUCUUCAAAGAAGUCUCCAUGGAAAACAGCUAUUCUACUACCAGUGCCACAGACCAGCAAGAAACCAGUACAACCCAAGCAAUCUGGAGAUACUUCAGUCACUAAGAAGGACAUUACUAUUAAAAUUGUUCUACCAAAGAAAAAGAGGUAGAAAGUUGGGAAAAAGGGUUAGUCAGAAAAAUGUAUUCUAGUAGUUUCUUCGACAUCUAAAGCUUCUAUAAGUUCACUGAUAAGAAGGUGUUUAUAUAAUAAAUACUCUGUGGGACUAUCUAAAAUAGUGAUGUCUACAGUCCAUGUUUAUAUAAAUAAAGAUGGAAUUUGUGGCCAAUACCUGGAUCCACACAGAGUUCAACAGCUACAUGACCACUUUGGUCCACACACUGUAAACGUGAUUCUCGACCGACUGACUAUUCAGGCCUGUGUGGAUUAUGCCAUUGAGGCCAAGACUAUAUUUCUACUUCUUAAACCAGACAAUCAUGGAGGAGAAAUGAUAACUGCUGACUUUUUGGACACGCAGAAUACCUAUGGGGAGCCCAAAGGAAAUUGUUACAGCGCGCUAGACACUACUGCGCAGCUUCAGAAGUCUAGUUUGCGCGCCUUGGUGGCCCCGCCCCCGCCCCUCAGAGCCCGUGGCGCCUUCGUGCGUUGGCGCCUUCGAGCGUUCGGUGCCUUCUUUCUGAAGAAGGCUCGCCGGAUUUCGGUCCAGGCGCUAUCCAGGCAGUGA